This is a messenger RNA of Nyctereutes procyonoides (raccoon dog), 3250 nucleotides long. It is a transcript of the gene OCA2, whose product is annotated as OCA2 melanosomal transmembrane protein. NCBI's taxonomy places the organism in Eukaryota, Metazoa, Chordata, Mammalia, Carnivora, Canidae. The transcript is spliced from 25 exons. Gene Ontology annotation, biological process: melanocyte differentiation; melanin biosynthetic process; transmembrane transport. The coding region runs from base 249 to 2786 and encodes 845 amino acids. Gene Ontology annotation, cellular component: melanosome membrane. The record is from RefSeq and is a predicted model, not a curated record.
CGCAACCCCGCUUUCCGCUCAGCGGUCGCGUUGCUGAGCGUCCGUGUGGACCGUGCGGCUGCGGUUCUGGAGGAGGAUCGAGGGUGCAGGCCGGUGGGGAGAGUUUUUUCAGUGUGUCCUGGGACUUUUGGUCUUGGAGACAUUCAUCACCCUCAUUUGACUCGGCUGUGAAUCUCAGUUUCUGGCUCCUGCUUGGGCCCCCAGUGCUUUCUUUCUGGCUGACUUCCUAAGAAGAGUGACAACGGAACAUGCAUCUAGAGAACAAAGGUCGGCUGACCUCUGGUGUGCUGGAGAUGGAGCUACAUCAGACAUCUGCUCCCAUGUGUGCUGGUUUAGGAAGAUCAGAGCCAGCAGAAUCAGCCACCAGCAAAUGUGGGCUCCAGCCGAGAGUGAACAGGGCAGAGCCGUCAACCUCCUACCCCAGCAGGGCAGCUGGGCAGAGCCGCUGGGCUUCUGUGGACCGGGACUUUAAUUCAUUCCUCACAGAGCAGAGGCCUCACUCUUCUUUACUUCAGUUCUUCAACUCCAGGUCAAAAGACCUCUACUUUACAGAAAAUACCCCUUUGCUGAGAAGUUCCUCAAAAGAGAAAGGGUCAUGGUGCAUGCCUGUUUGCCAUCCAGAGUUCAUCACUGCUGAAGAAUCCUGGGGAAACAGCUCAGCUGAGUGGGAGGGAGGAUCCCUGCUGAGCAACGACUUGGCUGGUUCCUUUGGAUCUUCCUCCCAAGAGAAGUGGGAGCUUCUGGAUAAUGCUUACAUCAGAUUCCGUCUUUUGAAGCUGAGGUGCUGCAUACGGUGGCUGAAAGUUGCAAGCCUGUUUGUCUUUGUGGUGGUGUGCUCUAUUUUAUUCAGCCUGUAUCCAGAUCAAGGAAAGUUCUGGCAAUUGUUGGCUCUGUCACCACUGCAAAGCUACUCUUCAAACCUCACCAGCCACAUGGACUCCACACUGCUCCAGGUGGACCUGGCAGGGGCGCUGGUGGUGGCUGGUGGCCCAAGUUACACCAGCAGAGAAGAACAUGUCGUGGUGGAAGUGACCCAGGCUGAUGUUCCAGGCUCCAGGCGGCGGCGGCCACAGCAGGUCACUCAGAAUUGGACAGUAUUUUUAAAUCCAAGAAGAAGUGAGCGCUUGGUGGUGAGCAGGACCUUUGAGAUGCUGAGCAGAGAUACUGUUUCUAUCAGCAUUCGAGCCUCCCUCCAGCAGACACAGGCAGUUCCUCUUUUGAUGGCUCAUCAUUACCUCCGUGCAAACAUAGAAACACAAGUGACUAUUGCUGUGGUCAUCCUUGCUGGGGUCUACAUGCUGAUUAUAUUUGAGAUUGUUCACAGAACACUGGCAGCCAUGUUGGGUUCCCUUGCAGCAUUAGCAGCGCUGGCUGUGAUUGGAGAUAGACCCAGCCUGACCCAUGUGGUGGAGUGGAUUGAUUUUGAGACGUUGGCCCUACUAUUUGGCAUGAUGAUCUUAGUUGCUAUAUUUUCGGAAACUGGAUUUUUUGAUUAUUGUGCUGUAAAGACAUACCGACUAUCUCGAGGAAGAGUGUGGGCCAUGAUCAUCAUGUUGUGUCUCAUUGCUGCUGUCCUGUCUGCCUUCCUGGACAAUGUGACCACAUUGCUGCUUUUUACUCCUGUGACCAUAAGAUUAUGUGAGGUGCUCAACCUUGAUCCAAGACAAGUCCUAAUUGCAGAAGUGAUCUUCACAAAUAUCGGAGGAGCUGCCACUGCCAUAGGGGACCCACCAAAUGUCAUUAUUGUUUCCAACCAGGAGUUGAGGAAGAUGGGCCUGGACUUCGCAGGAUUUACUGCACACAUGUUCGUUGGGAUUUGCUUCAUUCUCCUAUUCUCCUUCCCACUCCUUAGACUCCUUUUCUGGAACAAAAAGCUUUAUAACAAGGAACCCAGUGAGAUUGUUGAACUGAAGCAUGAGAUCCAUGUCUGGCGCCUGACCGCACAGCGCAUCAGCCCAGCCAGCCGAGAGGAGACAGCGGUUCGGGGCCUGCUCCUGGGGAAGGUGCAGGCACUGGAGCACCUGCUGGCCCGAAGGCUGCACACCUUCCACAGACAAAUCUCACAGGAAGAUAAAAAUUGGGAGACCAAUAUCCAGGAACUACAAAAAAAGCACAGGAUAUCAGACAAGAUUCUGCUCACCAAAUGCCUGAUGGUGUUGGGAUUUGUUAUCUUCAUGUUCUUUCUCAAUUCAUUUGUCCCUGGUGUUCAUCUUGAUCUUGGAUGGAUUGCUAUUCUGGGUGCCAUCUGGUUGCUAAUUUUAGCUGAUAUUCAUGAUUUUGAGAUAAUUCUACACCGAGUGGAAUGGGCAACUCUUCUAUUCUUUGCAGCACUCUUUGUUCUGAUGGAGGCACUGGCACAUCUCCACUUAAUAGAAUAUGUCGGAGAACAGACUGCUUUGCUGAUAAAGACGGUCCCAGAGGAUCGGCGCCUCGCAACUGCCAUCAUCCUGGUGGUCUGGGUGUCAGCCAUUGCAUCGUCCUUGAUUGACAACAUCCCAUUCACUGCCACCAUGAUUCCUGUGCUCCUGAACCUCAUCCAAGACCCUGAGGUCAGCCUGCCUGCACCACCGCUCAUAUAUGCCCUGGCCCUUGGAGCCUGCCUGGGAGGGAAUGGGACACUGAUUGGAGCAUCAGCAAAUGUUGUUUGUGCAGGAAUUGCAGAGCAGCAUGGAUAUGGAUUCUCUUUCAUGGAAUUUUUCAGGUUGGGCUUCCCAAUGAUGGUCGUCUCCUGCACAGUUGGGAUGUGUUACCUCCUUUUUGCUCAUGUUGUGAUGGGAUGGAAUUAACAGAUUACAUCGUUUGAAGACUAGGGGAAACUUGACCCAUCACCAACAUCAAUAGAAAACUGCCCCAAGACCACUUUUGGGAGAAGGAAAGGUGUUUACCAUGAGCGUGCUUUGCAGUGGAGAUCUUUGGCAUCCACACCCAUUCAGAUGAAUGCUGGAAAAUCAUGGGACAUACAAAAUAACUUACUAAAGACUCCACUAUAGGAAAAUAUGUAUAUUUCAAAACACAUCUUGCUAUGCUCUGUAAGAAAAGACACAGUGCAGUAGUCUACCUAAAUGGCUUGUGCUGUUUAACUGUCAGUUUCCUAGGCCUUCUAGAAUUUUUUCAUGUAAUCACUUUUCAUGUUAAAAUAAUCAGCAUUCAGAUUGUAUACUCUCCAAUACACAUUCUUCCUGGGAAAAGGAAGAGAAUUUUUAAAGAAACAUUUUAUGUAUCAAAGAAAAUAAACCGUCUUGACAAAAGG